Messenger RNA from Toxoplasma gondii ME49, 1683 nucleotides. RefSeq lists its product as hypothetical. The transcript is spliced from 6 exons. The record is from RefSeq and is a predicted model, not a curated record. The coding region runs from base 1 to 1683 and encodes 560 amino acids. Lineage: Eukaryota; Apicomplexa; Conoidasida; Eucoccidiorida; Sarcocystidae.
AUGUCUUUUGCAUUCCAGGCGUCGCUGCCUUCUGCCUCUCCCCAGGCGGUGGCGCUCCUCCCUCUGCAUGCGGCGCCUGCCGCCGCAGCCGACGCGGCGUACCUGGAAGACUGUCGAAUGGUGCAGGAUUUGCUGCAGCAGCUGCGGCGCUUCUCGUCCUCGAUUCGUCGUCUUAAAGCGGAGAUCAACUCCCUGUCCGUCUCCUCUGCCACCGGCGACAGCCGUCUGGAGGCGGCAGCGAACGACGGGCGUCCGCGCGAAGGGGAGGAACAGGAGCUGCGUCACCGAGGCGAGACGAAGCAGCUUUCUGACGUCUCCUCUGCAUCCGAAACUGCCCUGCAAGGCUCCCGCCUCUCGCGGAAAGACGAGACGUCCUGGCGAGGAGACGCUGGCUACCUCUCCGCGUCCGGCCGGCCUUCCUCCCGCGACUCCUCCCCAGUCUCGUCGACUCCGCCAUCUUCUUCGUCUGCUGCUUCUUCCGUCUCUUCUCCAUCUGCCGCGUCUCUCUCCUCUGCAGUCUCCUCUUCGCUGCUUCUCUUGAGACGGCAAACGGAGCUGAAGGAACACCUCCAUGCUGCGCGCGCCGCCGCCGAGGGCGCCCACAGGCGGCUAAGCCAUAUUGCCAUGCAUGCAGCUGCCGCCGCCUCUCACUCCGAAAAACAACAUCGACAAUUCAUGCACCAGCGCCUGCUCCAAAGUCUCCGCGUCGCAACCAAGCACCUGAAAGAAGCUGCAGAAGAACUGGACUUGCGGUCUGCACUUGCGGCGCCCGCGUCGGGAGACUGCGCGGAGGUGCAGCGACCGGCGAGCAGCCGCGCUUCGCCAUUUCACUCGCAGGACUCGGACGAGAACUUCGAAAUGCAGCGCGAGGGCCUUCUGGAUCUCCUCGCCUCACACGCGCGCAUGCGCCAGGCGGACUCUGCGUCGGCCGCCCUCUCGCGGGGAGGACAUGCAGCUCGCGAGCUCGCGCUGCUUCGCGGCGGGCAGCGGCGAAGAGACUCAGGCGAUCGACGAGACGAGCAUUUAUCUCCCUUCCGCGAGCUCGGCGCAGACGCCGAGGGGGAUCGGACCCAGCAAGGAGCGCGAGCGUCGGGUGGCGAGAGAGACGUCAGAGCAGGAACGCACACACGCCGAAAGUCUUACGGCCUCGAAAGCCGAAAAGGCGCAGCCAUCGCCGCUGCUGCAGGCGUCAUAGCUUCGCCUCCGUCCGAAGAAGAACCAGACAGUGGAGAGAAAAGAGAGAGGAGAGAGAGAAGAAAGAGAGAACUGGAGUGUGCUCAGAAGCGACCCAGUCGAGAGCAACGAGGCGAAUCCGACGACCAAGGCGACGGGUCGCUCUGCAGCGUUAUGCGGUCGAACGUCCCCGUGGAGAUUCCUGAGGGGCGCAUUGAACAGGCCAUUCGGAGAGAACAGCUCGACGGACUUGCAAAAAUUCAAAGCGAAAUCCAAGGCAUUCAGUCUCUCUACGAGCAACUCGCCUACUACGUCGACGCCCAACAACUCGGCAUUGAUGGCGUCGCGACUCUCUUGGAUUCCACCAGAGACUCCUCGGACCAGGCCGCCCGCGAGCUGGUGCAUGCGCGUCGCCUGAGGUGCGCCGCCACACGCAGAAAGUGUCUCCUCUGGGCGUUCUUCGUCGUGGUGGUCGUCGUCAUCCUGUGGUUCCUUUUCUUUCUUCACUGA